This is a messenger RNA of Pieris rapae (cabbage white), 2759 nucleotides long. It is a transcript of the gene Ets97D, whose product is annotated as DNA-binding protein Ets97D. Gene Ontology annotation, biological process: cell differentiation; regulation of transcription by RNA polymerase II. The record is from RefSeq and is a predicted model, not a curated record. Gene Ontology annotation, molecular function: DNA-binding transcription factor activity, RNA polymerase II-specific; sequence-specific DNA binding. Gene Ontology annotation, cellular component: nucleus. Bases 151 to 1536 code for a protein of 461 amino acids. The transcript is spliced from 11 exons. NCBI's taxonomy places the organism in Eukaryota, Metazoa, Arthropoda, Insecta, Lepidoptera, Pieridae.
UUUAGCGCACGCGGAAGUGGACAAUCAAUUUCCUUUUCCUAUAAUUUUUCAAAUAAACAUUUGAUAAAGUUCGUGAGAACUCAAAAGUUGUUUUAAAAAGUUGUUUUUUGUUCUAAAUACUCGUGUUUACUUUUAUUUGUGUCUGAUAAAAUGGAAGUGACGGACUUGAAUGAAUUGCUGAGUGUGCGUUCAAUUAAAAUGGAAACGGGAAAUAAUUUCGUUGAUGAUGAAAAUGUUGACGACGGUGAUCCCUUAUCUAUGAUUCCCCAAUAUGUAACAGAUUCAGAUUUGGGUCUAAUUCAAACUGGUUCAGAGAUCCUAGAAGCUGCACCGUUAGAAGUCUUUACAGAUACACCAGACGAUGAAGAUGCUCUUCCAGGCACAGAUACUUUUGAAGAAAUAGUACAAAUAAUGGAUAUUAGGACAAAGUUGUCACAGUUAAGGACAAUGCUGGAGCAAAGACUGAACUUAAAUCUAUCUGAUUAUACUUUUUGGCUGCAAGAUGCAAAAAUGUUGGAGAGCCACAAAACACUAGUCGAGCAAUGUAUAAGAGGAUCCGGGGUUGUUCAAGUAAACAUACAACUUCACCCGGCUCAAAAAAAGAUUAAUAUCGUCGAUGUAUUAAAACCUGAUGAUGAGUUACUGCAGUUACCGACGGUUGAAGAUGAUCUCGAAACAGCAUCAGUCCCAAUAGCAGAAACGCACAUAGCUGAAGAGGUAGAAACUGUUCAGGAAAUGGAAACUAAUGAAGCAGAGGUGUCUUCACCACACGCGGUAGCUGUGAAGUGGUUUGUGGAUGAACACUUUAAAUCUGAACACGCUAAGGCGAAAAUACCAGAUGAUCCUUUGAAUUGGUCGGUACAACACGUCAAGCUCUGGAUACAAUGGGCCGUGCGACAGUUCAAUUUGACAGGUGUUAAACUCUCCGCGUGGAAUAUCACCGGGCGGGAUCUUUGUAAUAUUACACAUUUGGAUUUUAAAGAAAAAGUUCCAUCCGAUCCAGGAGAUAUAUUUUGGACGCAUUUAGAACUAUUAAGGAAAUGUAAAUUUAUCGCUGUGAUACAAAAUAAUGAAGCGCCUCAAACCAAAGAAGUAUUAGGAACUCCACAAUGCGCUAUCAAGAGGAAACCGAAUAAGGUAAUAAUAUGCCCGCCAAAUAGUGAAGACUGGUCCCGUAUGUCGCCUAGAACGGGCAAUAACGGGCAAGUGCAAUUAUGGCAGUUCCUGCUCGAGCUGCUCACCAGUGCUGAACACUAUGACCUUAUACGGUGGGAAGGUACAAGUGGCGAGUUCAAACUCUUAGACCCCGAAAGAGUAGCGACAUUAUGGGGUAUACGGAAACACAAGCCGGCGAUGAAUUAUGAGAAAUUAUCACGCGCUUUACGAUACUACUAUGACGGGGACAUGAUCGCCAAAGUACCUGGAAAGAGGUUCGUCUACAAAUUUGUAUGCGAUUUGCGACAAUUAUUAGGAUACGAUGCGGCAGAGUUGGCCGAACUAGUCAAAGAGCUUCACGACACAAUAACAAACUCAUAAGGUUAACUCACGAUAAAAUUGUUAACUAUGUUAUGUUUGGUUAAGUUUUUUAUAUGUAUUCUGUUUGCGAUAUUAUAUGACAAUACUAUACAAUUUGAAUGGAAAAUUAAAUGCAGUGUGCAUUACAGGAUCUAGUAUAGGAUGAUGUCGUUUUUGAUUGUGAUUGGUCAAUAGUCAUUGAAUUUCAAUAAAUAAUAAAAAAAAAAAACAACUAUUUAAAAAUAAUUUUCCAUUCGUUGCUUGUUAGCGAAAUUUGUGACAGAUAUAAUAAUAAUUGGAUAAAUUUUAGACUUUUGUAACAUUACUAAAGCCGUUAAUUUCUGUGGCCAUACAAUUUUUUUUUACAAUAUGUUUGAUCUACAGGGUGUCUUUGAACACGAGGGCUUCUUCAAGCUCUCUCUGCUUGUUUCAAUCUCUGGAAACUUAUGGCCAUACAACCAAAUUUUUCUUUUAAUUUUUUUUUCACGAAUUAAAUUUUUUAUUAUAAUUUAAUACCAUUGAUAUCAAAUUAAUAUUAUUAGCUCAAAACCGUUUUAUGCUUUAUUUUAUUUGCCAAGAUUAAAAGACCCACAAAUUACAAAGUAUUUUAUAGUCUGUAGUAAUUUCAUAAUCUUUAUUGAAGCAAUGAUGUUAGUGUCAGCUGCCAUUGUUUCGACAAACAUAUUCUAUAUCACAAAAAAAUUACUGACCGAUCAAUCUCCUUCGUGCCUUCACCAUCUACACAUUUUAUUCAAUUAUUAAUAUGGCUAAAAAAAACAAAAAACUCAUCCUUGCCUAGUAUUUCCUGGUGCUUGGUCAAAAUGGUCGUUUCUAACCUUCCUCUUCAUACCCGACACGAUUUGAACGAUCACAGUCGAAUUUUAUACGAUAGCUGUCCAUACCAAUCCUUAAAUCAAAGUAUAUAGAAAGUUAAUUUCGAAAACGCUUUACCACUACCUGAUUGUAAAUAUUGUUAAUUAUUAUAGGUUUAUUAAUGCACAAUGCAUAAUUGUUCGACAGCUGGAUGUGUGUAUUGUAAAAGGUAUUCGAGUAGACUUCAUCAUGACAAAUGGGGAAAUGAACAUAUAAUCAUAUAAUCUGUAUGUCCCGUGUUCAAAAAAUUUUGACGAUUGACACACCGAAAUAAUACGGUACACGAACGCAAUGAAUUAUUGUAUACGUGAAAUCCGAAACGCUAUGUAGUUAUCUGAAUAUUUAUAAUGGUUAUAGAUUAAGUAAAUGUA